AUUAGUAAAGUAAGGAUGUCCCAGACUGUCCCUCCGAUUCUCUCUGUCCUCCCCAGUCGGGCUCUGGUUGAUCAGAAGUUCAAGGUGGUGGUGGAGAAUCUGCCUCCAGGAUCUCCAGUAACACUACACUCCCUCCACCACUCUGAGGAAAAUGACUUCUGGGAGGCAUUCGGACACUACAUCAGUGAUCAUGGGGGAACAGUGUGUGUUGCAGAGGAUUUGAGUUUUGGAGGCACGUACACAGGAAAAGAACCCAUGGGUUUGUUGUGGAGUAUGCGCCCUGUCCCAGGCAGCCGCAAAGGCCUCAGGUUGAGAAAGAGGGACGUCUGCAGCCCAAUGUUGGUCAAAGUCUCUGUGUACAGUGGACAUGUAGCUGAGGGCUUCAUGGAGCAGGCUCCUCUGGCAUCGGUGCUCAUAGAGCGAUUGUACAUGGCUCCAGGGGUCCAGAGGAUUGAUAUCAGAGAGAAAGGAGUGCGGGGUACUCUGUUUAUACCUACAGGUCCAGGACCCUUCCCCGGGCUGUUGGAUAUGUGGGGAGGUGGUGGAGGGCUGUUCGAGUAUCGUUCGGCCUUGCUGGCUUCCCGUGGUUAUGUUUCAUUUGCGCUGGAGUAUUUCGCACCCGGUGAACAGAGGUCAGCAGAUGUAGAGUUGAACCUUUUUGAGACAGCAUUUUGUAUUCUCAAAGACCAUCCUCAAGUGAUCCCAGAGAAAAUUGGACUACUUGGUCUUUCCCUCGGCUCGACUGUGACCAUGUAUUUGGCAGCUGAGAGCACCGUUAUCAAGCCUCAUUGUUGUGUUUGUGUCAGCAGCAGCCAUGGUUAUCCGCGUGGAGGGCCCCUCAGAGGAGUCUUUGAACUGAUGCUCAAGAAUUCUCACAUAAUGCGUGUGGAUGAGAACAACUAUCAAAUAUGGCGAGAUGUGGGUCUAGGACUUACCAGUGACCUAUCAAAGAAAGUGGACGUAGGGAAAAUAAACUGUCCAAUGUUGUUGGUCAACGGCGAAGACGAUCACGUCUGGGCCACAGUGGAGUGUGCUGAGGAUAUCGCCCAGAUGAUGCAGGCUGCAGGGAAGGAGCACCUGCUGACCAGAGUACAAUACCCCAACACUGGACAUCUGAUUGAGCCGCCCUACUCACCUCACUUCAGGGCAUCUACCUUUUUCAUACAUCACACAAAACAGAAAGUCAUAAUGCUGUGGGGAGGACAAACCAAACCCCAUUCAGAUGCUCAGGAAGACGCCUGGAGGAAGAUCUUAAGCUUUCUACAGUACAAUCUCUACUGCAGCCCUACUCUCAAAGCCAAGAUGUGAAUGAUUACAUAAGCCAACAAAUUGCUGAUGUGUGAUGAGGUCGUUUUCAUUACCUUAACACUAAUACCACAUGAUAUUUGGUCCUCACUGUAUUGGACCAUGUGCCUUUGUUGUGAUGAAUUGAAGUGCACAUUUAUUAUGUUCAAAUUUUUAUUAUCGUUUUUUAUUAUCAUUAUUUUCAUUAUUUCAUGUCCAAAAAGAAAAGAAAAAUCUUUGCUUAGUUGAAUUAUCUUCAAGCCUUUGAGAUGUAAUGUAUUUACACAUGACAGCAAUUUUAAACAGUUGUGGAUU
Molecule: messenger RNA, 1599 nt
Organism: Micropterus dolomieu (smallmouth bass)
Lineage: Eukaryota; Metazoa; Chordata; Actinopteri; Centrarchiformes; Centrarchidae
Product: peroxisomal succinyl-coenzyme A thioesterase-like
Exons: 10
Coding region: 16-1308 (430 amino acids)
Biological process (GO): fatty acid metabolic process; acyl-CoA metabolic process
Molecular function (GO): fatty acyl-CoA hydrolase activity
Source: RefSeq, a predicted model, not a curated record